This is a messenger RNA of Suillus fuscotomentosus, 432 nucleotides long. RefSeq lists its product as uncharacterized. Lineage: Eukaryota; Fungi; Basidiomycota; Agaricomycetes; Boletales; Suillaceae. The record is from RefSeq and is a predicted model, not a curated record. The transcript is spliced from 2 exons. Bases 1 to 432 code for a protein of 143 amino acids.
AUGCCAGUACCAUAUUUUUCAACCGAACAGCACCGCUGGUUGGAUGACCAGGUGGUCAACUAUGAACACUGCUACAAGAUCAAAGAUCUCAUCAUUUUCUGGACUGACAUAUUUGAGAUCUUCUUCGUUUGUUGGUCAGAGCACGAGGUCUUAUUCCCUAACAUACCUAGGCCCACUCCCCAGUGUCUCACUGAAGAGCAGAAGCAAGCAGUCAAUGAUGCAGUAGUGAUAAGGAAAUAUUUCCAUUACAAAAGAUCCCUGCAUACCAGCGCUCUAACAGGAUACAUCCCAUUCACGAUUGUGUCCGUGCAUGAUCACACAGUGGUCUUGCAGGAGGAGUGUGCAGAUUGGACAGAUAUUACAGCUGACGAGCUCGACAUUGGCAAUGCAGGAGGUAAUAGUGGUAAUGAGGCUGAGGCAGAUGAGGAGUAG